This is a messenger RNA of Gaeumannomyces tritici R3-111a-1, 3696 nucleotides long. RefSeq names its product flocculation suppression protein. The coding region runs from base 1125 to 2933 and encodes 602 amino acids. Gene Ontology annotation, molecular function: sequence-specific DNA binding; DNA-binding transcription factor activity. Lineage: Eukaryota; Fungi; Ascomycota; Sordariomycetes; Magnaporthales; Magnaporthaceae. The record is from RefSeq and is a predicted model, not a curated record. Gene Ontology annotation, biological process: regulation of DNA-templated transcription. The transcript has 8 exons.
CCAAGACGAUCCCUUCAUCCAAGAUUCGGAAACAGGGAGCUAUAGGUGCAUCAAUCAACCCAUCAUCCAGUCCAAGCAGGCCUGGCACAGGCCAGUCCCAGGACCCCCUUGCGCUGGGCGGGCUGGCUCGUGGGCCGUCUGGUCCCGUCCGUCCCUUUUCUCCUUGUCGUGCUUCCCACGCCCAGCACUAGGCCACAUAACCCAGGCCCCCGCUCCGUUCACCGGCCCGUUCUCGUUCGAGCUUGUUGGGUGCUUCUUCCUGAGCUUCUCUGUGUUCUUCUCCCGCAGUCUUCGCUGAGCCACCGCCGCCCUUCUGGACGUCCGAUCCGUCAGCACUCGAACCGCCACAAACGUCGUCGUGUCCCAUCAAACAGAAACAGGUCAAUCGCCCCGGGUCUUUGGACAGUUGAGCCCAGGAGCUGCCGUUGCCGGUUCCUGUCUUGUGAGGAGUCGUACGCGCACGCGCUCCCACACAGAUUGCCUGCUGUUGCUCUGCGACACCACCAACAUACUCGCACUCGCACCGUCGCUGGCCCUUUGACCUUUGUUGUCAAGCUGGCCCAUCGCCCGCCAUCCGGGUCUGCAUCUGUCGCCCUCACCAUCCGCCCAUCAUCGCACAGGACCGGGACAGCUCGGGUGGUCGGAUAGCAUCCCCCAUCCCGCUAACUGCCUGUAGUCGGGACUAGCGCAUCUUAGCAGUUCCUACUCGGGCGCAGCGCUCUGUUGUCCAGCAAAAGUCACCCUUCCAUCGUGCAAGUUCGUGGCGACGGCUAGCAUCGGCGGGUCCAUGCGUUGCAGGAGGCAGCGGGAACCAGCAGGAAUCUGAGAAUCAAGCAGACGGCAGACUGCAAAAAGAAAGGGAGAGAAACAAGGCUAUAGCAAAAGCAAAGCAAAAGCAAAGCAAAGACAGCCCAGCCAGCCAAGCACCAACGAGGAGAGCUCCAGCUCGCGAUUUUCCCAACUCCUACCUGUGCCGCCUGGGGAGACAUCCAGGACAAAGAACCUCGGCACGCGCCUGUCGUCUGUCUUGCGCUGCUUUCGCUUUCGGCCGACCACGCAGGACGGCAUCAAGCGCAGCCCCUGACCCGCCUCGAUAAUUUUCUGCUGAGGAUGCAAUAGCGCAAAUGGCGACCGCGAUUGAAACGGCGCAUCGAAGCCACCACAUCGACAUGCGAGAUAGCGACCCCAUCGUCUCCCGAACCGUUCCCAUCCUCACCCCGACCAUUCAGAUGUCCGCCCCUUCCCCCGGCGAGCCAAUGGAGAUCACGACUCCCACGAGCUCGGCUCCUCCCUCGGCCACCAAGAGCCCCGAUAGCGACGCCAAUGGCCACGGCCCGGGCUCUGGGAGCGAGCACAGGAGCAGCACCCCCAAGAUGGAACAGCACUCCAUGCCGGGCGUCAUGCCUGCCCCGGCCGCUGCCGCUCCUGCCGUCCACCAGCCCAAGAUAGUACAGACGGCGUUCAUACACAAGCUAUACAACAUGCUGGAAGAUCCCAACAUACAACACCUCAUCUCUUGGUCGCCCUCCCAGGAGAGUUUUCUCAUGUCACCCUCGAACGACUUUUCAAAAGUUUUGGCACAAUAUUUCAAGCAUACAAACAUCUCGUCUUUCGUAAGGCAGCUCAACAUGUAUGGGUUCCACAAAGUGAGCGAUGUUUUCCACAACGGGUCCGACUCUACGCUCUGGGAAUUCAAGCACGGAAACGGCAACUUCAAAAGAGGAGACCUGGUCGGGCUGCGCGAAAUAAAGCGUCGCGCCUCGCGCCAUGCGCUUGUUCAUAAGGAGUACAACCAACAGCGACCGACGCCUCCGCAGCCUGGCACUCCCGCCGAGCCUAUGCCGAUCCCCGAAGGCCACCCAGACCCCCGUGUCGCGAACAUGGAAAGUGCCUUCUAUGAAAUGUCGCUGAGGCUUCAGCGCAGCGAAGAGAGCUCGCACUACAUGCAUAUCAAGCAGCAGGCUGUCAUGGAUACUCUUGGCCGUUUGCUGUACCUCAACCAGGAGCUUGCGCGCACCGUCCUGACGCUCGUUCCGAAUCCCGAGAACCCUACCCACAGAGAUGUGAUCGCCCUGCAAGGAAAUCUGCAGAGACAAGCCGACAUGAUCCGGACCUUGGACGAGCCACAUGACCAGCCAUUCCCCAGCAGUCGACAGUUCUUCACCCAUCUUGAAAACGCCCCCGUCUCGCCCCGACAGCUUCCGCAAGAUGAUCCUCGUCGCCAGACGCUGGCAGUCCCGCAACCGCGACAACAAAACUACUACAGACCCCCUGUCCCUUCGAAUCUGUCCAUAAGCACUCGUCGACCGUACGGGUCCAUCGGUUCAGGCACGACGCCCACACAGCCAUCACCAUCCUCCACGCGACCCCAGCCGCCCCCUCCACCUCCGGUUGCUCCCCACCCGCUCGCAAACGUAGAGCUACCGCCAAGCAGCUUGGCGCGUCGACACACGUCUGCCGACAUCCGCGCUCACGGGUGGCCACCUGCCCCUGGAGCCGGCGCAUCCCCGUUUGCUUCCGGCCCACCAUCUACUCAAUGGCCGUCUUCGCCAAAUAGGGCCCAUGGGCCGGAAGACCAGCGCAUCAGGGACUCCCUUUCGUCAUACUCGCUUCUGCCAGUCAACUCCCAGCACCAGCAGCCGCCCCCACCACACAGAGACCAGCACCACCCGCAGCACAGGCCGCCAUCCCGGCCAGAAUCGCCGCCUCCCCCGUUCUCGAAUGGAGGCAGUGGCUUGGAUACGUUGACUAACUGGUCAUGGGGCUCGGCCGGACGAAACAGCAGCUUGGCAGUCAAGGGCGACUCCUUACCACCGACUCGCAGAGGCAGUAUGGCGCAUAUUCUGAACCCGACCGACACAGCCGAGGUCGCAAAUGAGGAUGGGGACGACCCACGCGGAGACGACGACCGCAAGCGAAAACGCCUCGUAUAACAAAGGGCUCGAACCAGCGAAGACCAAGACGCCCGUUGGUUUAAUUUUGGAUACAGUUCCACACGCAUCCACCAGCCGCCUACCCGCCAUACCAUUUCUGUCGCGGGAUCCUAUCGCCCCGAAUUCUGCGGCGGCCGCCAUCGUGUUUAUUCACCUUUGAUUCUCGAGUCGAAUCUUGAGCGAGGAUUCGCCCGCCUGUACAUAUUCAACACCGUUAUUUUCUGCCCUUGUCUACUGCCGUGUUCAUCCCGACGGAGCCUUUGGAAAAACGAGAAGGGCUCACUCGGCCGCAUUUUUGGAGGUCGUUGUCCUUUUAACUCUUGUUUUGUUCACUCUUCCUGUCUCACAUAUCCCUCUCUCCUCGUCUUCUCUGCUUGCGCUGGGCAUUCGUUGGGGAACUCUGGCGGUACAUCCGCGGUCAUUGGGGGAAAACCUGUUUUUCUAUUUAUCUCGUCUGGGUCAAAUCUCCUGCUAUUCCUGCCCUCUCUCAUCAUCUAUAGCACCCCUUCUUUUCCUCGAGCACUAUGCUUCUCUUGCGCCGACCACGUAUCUGGAAAAGGGGGAAUAAUUGUUUUGGUAAUUCUUGUACUGAUAGCAAGCGCCGGGUUUUCCGGUGUAAUGCGAUUUUUUCUUAUUGCGAUUCUGAAUCUUGCAAGUCACUCGGGCGUGGAACAGGAGUCCGGGGGUUUGGCAUAGUUCUUGGCUGGCCUGCUUUCUUGCGGUAUAGGUUGACUUGGUUAUAUAAGUACCCUGGUUAGCCCGA